GUAUCUUAUGUCACUAGCCGCCAACCUUGGAGCGCAUAUGCUGUGCACUUGACAACGCUCUCGCCUCCAGCCUUCCUCGGAGACUUGCUGCUCCUUAUAUUUUGCUAUAAGGCCACGGUUUCUUGGGAUCACAGUACCCACACGCUAGCUAUGCAAGCACUCGGAGUAUGGAUGUUUAUUAGCAAGUUCAUCAAGCUUGUCGGACAUUAUAUACGUUACCCAGUCGAUGUCAUACUUUUGCCGGUGUCUAUCCUCUUCGGUUAUUUCCACGGGGCUAUUAAAAUAUACGCUGUUUUAACUCUUAAUGUGGUAAGUUGCAGAACCCCAGCAAUGUACAGCUUCAUUGGUUGUUUCGUUUCUGCGGUGGGUGCAUGCGCAAGUGCAGCCUCGUAUCUACGGGUGGCGCUUGUAGCAUGGGAGUGGGCUCUAACCCUUGGCCUGCUUGCUUCUCUCUCAACACCCAAUUCCUCCCUCCUAUGAUGCAUCUGCAUUGGUCAUGGGUUUCACCUCACCUUCGCACUUUGUGUAUCCACCCGCGGACUUCCCCGUCUUGACGACAUGGGGCAGCAGAGACGGUGCCGAU
Aspergillus ibericus CBS 121593 is the source of this 583-nucleotide messenger RNA. RefSeq lists its product as uncharacterized. The record is from RefSeq and is a predicted model, not a curated record. NCBI's taxonomy places the organism in Eukaryota, Fungi, Ascomycota, Eurotiomycetes, Eurotiales, Aspergillaceae. The coding region runs from base 151 to 480 and encodes 109 amino acids. The transcript has 2 exons.